GGCAUUCAGGUCAGGGCUCUCGCUAACAACGUGGCCACACUGGCAGGCUUCCUCGACCCUUUAGCCUUCUCCAAGGACACUUUUGAUGCCAAAGACGUUCAUGAAGGCCGGGGGCUGUGCUUCGGUGGUUCGAUCCAGCUGACCAUGUGCGUUGUGCGCUUAUCGGAGCACCGAUCUCGAAGGACUCCUUGUUCGGUCCGGUGGAGGACGUCCUGGCCAGGGUGGAGACCACGCAGAAGACGAAGAAACUUCUGGGCCAUAUUACGCUCCGGUCCUGCCCCCAACAAGCCGAGCUUUUGUUCUGAUGGUGGAGCUGAUCAGGAUCCAUCAGGGCUCGGAAGAGCACUCACAAGAGACACGUUUGUGAACAUGUCACGAGUGACAAGUUAAAGCGUCAAGGUCUCGUUGUGACGUCAUCAGCUUCACGUACACAGUUGAUUCCGUUGUUGGGGAAGCCCCCCCACACCUGAGUGGCCACCAUGGGGGACGACAGCGAGUGGAUGAAGCUUCCCAUCGACCAGAAAUGUGAACACAAGGUUUGGAAAGCUCGACUGAACGGUUAUGAAGAAGCUCUGAAGCUGUUCCAGAGGAUAGAAGACGAGAAGAGUCCAGAGUGGGGGAAGUACCUCGGCCUGGUGAAGAAGUUUGUCACAGAGUCGAACGCCGUCGCUCAGUUGAAAGGCCUGGAGGCGGCGCUGGCCUUCGUGGAGAAUGCUCACGUCGCCGGAAAGACGACCGGAGACGUGGUGUCUGGCGUGGUGACCAAGGUAUUCAACCAGCCCAAAGCUCGCGCCAAAGAGCUGGGCAUGGACAUCUGCCUCAUGUACGUGGAGAUCGAGAAGGCGGAGGUGGUGCAAGACGAGCUGCUCAAAGGACUGGACAACAAGAACCCCAAAAUAGUGGUGGCCUGUCUGGAGACACUGAGGAAAGCGCUCAGUGAGUUUGGCUCCAAGAUUGUGACCUUGAAACCCGUGGUCAAGGUUCUGUCUAAACAGUUUGAGUCCAGAGAGAAGGCUGUGAGGGACGAGGCCAAGCUGCUGGCUAUAGAGAUCUACAAAUGGAUCCGUGAUGCUCUGAGAGCUCCGCUACAGAAUAUCAACUCCGUUCAGCUGAAGGAGCUGGAGGAGGAGUGGGUCAAGCUGCCCUCCGCUCCUCCCAAGCAGAGCCGGUUCCUGCGCUCCCAGCAGGACCUGAAGGCCAAGUUCCAGCAGCAGCAGCAGGCACAAGGAGCCGACCAGUGCGAUGGAGACGACGAUGAGGAGGAAGUGGCUGCAGCAGUGGAUCCAUACGAGCUUCUGGAACCGGUGGAGAUUCUCUCCAAGCUGCCCAAAGAUUUCUAUGAGAAAAUCGAAGCCAAGAAGUGGCAGGAGAGGAAGGAGGCGCUGGAAGCUGUGGAGACUCUGACCAAGAAUCCCAAACUAGAGAAUGGAGAAUAUGGGGAUCUGGUCAGAGCCCUGAAGAAGGUGGUGGGCAAAGACACCAACGUCAUGCUGGUGACGCUGGCAGCCAAGUGCCUUGCUGCACUCGCCUCUGGCCUCAGAAAGAAGUUUGGAUCGCAUGCAGUGCAGGUGGUGCCCACUAUUCUGGAGAAGUUCAAGGAGAAGAAGCCUCAGGUGGUUCAGGCUCUGCAAGAAGCCAUCGAUGCCAUGUUUCACACAACAACGUUGCAGAACCUCUCUGAGGACGUCCUGGCUGUGAUGGACAAUAAGAACCCCUCCAUCAAGCAGCAGGCCUCUCUGUUCCUGGCCCGGUCCUUCAGACACUGCACCCAGGCCACUCUGCCCAAGAGCGUGCUCAAACCUCUGUGUGCCGCUCUCAUCAAGCAAGUGAACGACUCUGCACCAGAGGUGCGCGACGCUGCGUUUGAAGCCUUGGGGACGGCCAUGAAGGUGGUGGGAGAGAAAGCCGUCAACCCUUUCCUGAGUGAUCUGGAUAAACUCAAACUGGACAGAAUAAAAGAGUCUGCUGAGAAGGUGGAGCUCCCUGGAGGAAAGAAGGCAGCAGGAGGAGGAGACAAGAAGCCGGCCGUCAAAGCCGCACCCCCUGCCGAGGCUCCUCCCAAGUCUUCUGCCCCGGCCAAGAAAGCAGCAACAGCAGCUCCAGCCAAGACGGCUGGUCCUCCUAAGAAAGGCAAAGCUGCUCCUGCGGCCAACGCCAAGAACAAGAAGUCCUCACCAGACAACAAGGAGAUGGUUGAGCAGGAACUCACGGUGGAGGCGAGCGAGGAGUUGGCCGCUGGAGUUCUACCUGCGAAUUGUCUGCAGAUGCUUGAGUCCUCCCUCUGGAAGGAACGACUGGCCAGUAUGGAGGACUUCAAGAGGGCUGUGGAGACCACGGAGAAAUCUGCCAUGCCGUGCCAGGCCUUGGUCCGGAUGUUGGCCAAGAAACCAGGCUGGAAGGAAACCAACUUCCAGGUGAUGCAGAUGAAGCUGCACGUGGUUGCCUUGAUCGCUCAGCGUGGCAACUUCUCCAAGACGUCUGCGUCCGUAGUCCUGGACGGACUGGUGGAUAAAGUCGGUGACAUCAAGUGCGGUGGGAACGCCAAGGAGGCUCUGACAGCCAUCGGAGAAGCCUGCUCGCUCCCCUGGACCGCCGAACAGGUGGUGUCGCUAGCCUUUGCACAGAAGAACCCCAAAAACCAAGCGGAGAGCCUGAACUGGCUGGCUAACGCCAUGAAGGAGUUUGGCUUCGCUGGCAUUAACGUGAAGGCCUUCAUCAACAACGUGAAGACGGCUCUGGCUGCUACCAACCCGGCUGUGCGCACGGCAGCCAUCGCCCUGCUGGGGGUCAUGUUCCUUUACAUGGGUGCUCCACUUCGCAUGUUCUUUGAGGACGAGAAGCCGGCGCUGCUGUCCCAGAUAGACGCAGAGUUCGAGAAGAUGCAGGGCCAGUCUCCUCCGGCCCCCUUCAGGUCCAAGAAGUCUGCCACAGAGGAGGAGGCUGACGAUGGAGAUGACCAGGAGGAGGACGGAGGAGCUCAAGACGUCAUGGACCUCCUGCCCAGAACCGAUAUCAGUGACAAGGUCACAUCCGACCUGGUGUCCAAGGUGGGCGACAAGAACUGGAAGAUCCGGAAGGAGGGUCUGGACGAAGUGGCGGCCAUCAUCUCUGAGGCCAAGUUCAUCAGUGCCAACAUCGGCGAGCUGCCCCUUGCCCUGAAAGGACGACUCUCGGACUCAAACAAGAUCUUGGUGCAGCAGAGCCUGACCAUCCUGCAGCAGCUGGCCACAGCGAUGGGGCCAGGACUGAAGCAGCACGUCAAAACACUGGGCAUCCCUGUCAUCACCGUGCUGGGCGACAGCAAGCCAAACGUUCGAGCGGCUGCCAUGGCAACGCUGCAGGCCUGGGUGGAGCAGACGGGGAUGAAGGAGUGGCUGGAGGGUGAGGACUUGUCCGAGGAGCUGAAGAGGGAAAACCCCUUCCUUCGUCAGGAGCUCUUGGGCUGGCUGGCGGAGAAGCUGCCCACGCUGAGGACCGUGCCUGCAGACCUGAUGCUGUGUGUCCCCCACCUCUUCACCUGCCUGGAGGACCGAAACGGAGACGUGAGGAAGAAGGCUCAGGACGCUCUGCCCACCUUCAUGAUGCACCUGGGCUACGAGAAGAUGAACAAGGCCACCGGCAAGCUGAAGCCGGCCUCCAAGGACCAGGUGCUCACCAUGCUGGACAAGGCCCGGGCUGUGAUGCCGGCCGUGCCGGCUGCUCCCGCCAAGGCUGGAGGGAAGCUGGAGUCCAGGCGAGCGCCGUCAGCCUCCCGGUCUCCAGCUAAUGAGGACACUGUGGACAGCAGACCUGAAGCUAAGAAGGUGCGAGCGGGAACUGCCCCCAAGAAGCCCCCCUCCCCUCCCGAAGAUUCUCCCCCUCCCUCCAUGGACAACAAGAGUAAUGCUAGUAAAAAGCCUGCCGGCAAAGGAAAGGCUGCUGCUGCGGGUGGUCAACAGGCACCUGCUGUCAAGAAGCAAGGAGCCAAAACCUCCAAGGACGAUGAAGACAAGUCUGGUCCAAUCUUCACUCUGGUGCCCAACGCUAAAGAGCAGAGGAUCAAGGAGGAGAAGCAGCUGAAGAUCCUGAAGUGGAACUUCAUGACUCCCAGAGACGAAUACGUGGAGCAGCUGAAGGCGCAGAUGUCCACCUGCUUUGCCAAGUGGCUGCAAGACGAGCUGUUUCACUUCGACUUCCAGAGACACGUCAAAGCUAUUGGCGUGAUGAUGGAGAGGCUGGAGAGCGAGUGCGAAGCCACCAUCGGCUGCUUGGACCUGAUUCUGAAGUGGUUCACGCUGCGCUUCUUUGACACCAACACCACAGUCCUGAUGAAGGUGCUGGAGUACCUGAAGCUGCUCUUCGUCACACUGGACCGAGAGAACUACCAUCUGACGGAGUACGAGGCCAACUCCUUUGUCCCCUACCUCAUCCUCAAGGUGGGCGAGUCCAAGGAUGUGGUGCGGAAGGACGUGCGGUCCAUCCUGGCCAUGCUGUGCAAGGUCUACCCCGCGUCCAAGGUCUUUCCUUUCCUCAUGGACGGCACCAAGUCCAAGAAUUCCAAGCAGAGAGCUGAGUGUCUGGAGGAGCUGGGCUGUCUGAUCGAGGGCUACGGGAUGAAUGUGUGUCAGCCGACCGCAGCCAAGUCCCUGAAGGAGAUUGCCGUCCACAUCGGCGACCGAGACACCUCGGUGCGUAACGCUGCUCUCAACACCGUGGUGGCCGUCUACAAUGUCUGCGGCGAGCAGGUCUACAAACUCAUCGGAAAUCUGUCGGAGAAGGACAUGAGCAUGCUGGAGGAGCGGAUCAAGCGCUCGGCCAAGAAGACUCCGGCGGCCCCGGCCAAACAGAGCGCCGCCGAGAAGCCGCAGCGGGAACAUGCCGGGAACCCCAACUCCACCUUCCUCCGGAAACCUGCGCAGGAGGACCCCAACAAGCUGAAACUCAUGUAUCGCACGUAUAGGAUUCAAGCCCGGCAGAACCACAGCGAGGCCUCGUACCCGUCCAUCCCCAAGGAGUUCCAGUUGGACCUGGACAUGAUCGAGAUGGACCAGAGCCGAGUCUGCGACCUCCCUGACCUGGUCCAGCACAAACUGGACGAGCUGCUGGAGCCCAUCAGUCUCCCGGAGCCCAAGAUCUGCUCCGUCACGCCGCACUUCGACGACCUGCACAACAGCACCUCCUCCACCAUCAACUUCGUCAUCUCCCAGGUGGCCAGCGGCGACAUCAACACCAGCAUCCAGGCUCUGGCUCAGAUCGACGAGGUGCUCCGCCAGGAGGACAAGGCCGAAGUCAUGUCGGGCCACAUCGACCAGUUCCUCAUCGCCAUGUUCAUGCAGCUGCGGCUCAUCUACAGCACGCACAUGGCCGACGAGCGGCUGGACAAGAAGGACAUCUUCAAGCUCUACAGCUGCAUCAUUGGCAACAUGCUGUCGCUCUUCUCCAUGGAGUCCCUGGCCCGGGAGGCCUCCAUGGGCGUGCUGAAGGACCUGAUGCACGGCCUCCUCACGCUGACCCUGGACAGCAGGGUGGAGGACAUCCAGGAUGGACAGCAGCUCAUCAGGUCGCUCAACCUGCUGGUCUUCCAAGUGCUGGAGAAGUCUGACCAGACCAACAUCACCAGCGCUCUGCUGGUCCUGCUCCAGGACUGUCUGGCCGUCACCGCCGGGCCGCCCAUGUUCUCCGAGCUGGUCAUGAAGUGCCUGUGGAGGCUGAUCCGCUUCCUGCCCGAGAACAUCAACCACAUCAACCUGGACCGGAUCCUGCUGGACGUCCACAACUUCAUGAAGGCUUUUCCCCGGGAGACGGUGAAGCAGCUGAAGACCGACAUCCCUCACCGGACCAUCAAGACGCUGCUGCACACGCUGUGCAAGCUGACGGGGGCCAAGAUCCUGGACCACCUGUCCAUGAUCGAGAAUCGGAACGAGUCCGAGUUGGAGGCGCACCUGAGGCGAGUGGUCAAACACUCGGGGAACCUGUCUGGCCAGAAGAGCGACCGCGGGAGUGAGAAGAGCCGCGGGCGGACGGUGAGAGCCCCGCGGCCCCGGGCCCCCCGGGCACCACACUCAAACCUUUGUUUGCAGGACGAGCGCAUGUCCAAGGCCAAGGUCAACGACCUCCUGACGGAGAUCUUCAAGAAGAUCGGCUCCAAGGAGAACACCAAAGAGGGUCUGACCGAGCUCUACGAGUUCAAGCAGAAGUACACGGACGCCGACCUGGAGCCCUUCCUCAAGAACACCACCCAGUUCUUCCAGAACUACGUGGAGCGAGGCCUCCGCGUCAUCGAGACCGAGCGGGAGGGCAAGACCUGCGUCCAGAGCUCAGCAGUGAUCCCGCAGCACGCCGGCGACUCCAACAUGAGCAGCAGCAGCAGCAGCGAGGAAUUCAAACCGGCCGUUUACUACGAGAGACUGAAGAUCCUGCGGCAGAGGCAGGGACUGGAGAACACCCGGAGCCUGGGCUGCAGCGGCGACCAGGAGCCUCAGCAGCGCCCCCCCGUCUCCGCCCUGCUGUCCUCCAAGCCCAGCGUGGCAUCGUCCACCGACAUGCUGCACAGCAAGCUGUCGCAGCUGAAGGAGUCACGGGAGCUGCACCGCGAGGAGCACGGCUCCUCGCCGCACACGCGCUCGUCCUCGCCGGCCGCCAACCUGGACGACCUGAAGAAGCGUCUGGAGCGGAUCAAGAGCAAGCGGCAGUAGAGGCCCGUCGCGCGCUCCGUUCUCAUCCUCGUGGUAGUUGAGUGGAGUCGGCUGGGUUGAAGCUCCGCCCCCCCUCCUGCGUCGCGCCUGUCUGUCCCUCACCGUUGUACAUAGUUCACAGUGGUGGUCUGCUGCUGCCCCGGGACUGGAUGGCCGUCUGACGUGUACAGAUGCGUGUAAAUAGCCUCGUGUCCAGUGGACCCUGCUCCCGCGCCCCCUCACUCUCUUCCUUCUCCUGUCAAUGAGGCGCCGGCCGACACCAGGACUCACCUCCUCUCGCUCGCUGAAUGUCAGAGAACCAAGAAUAAAUAAGUGUUUUUGUAUUUCAUGAACCCCCGUAUCUGAAGUGGAACAUUGCAAUAAAGUCUUGUUUUAUUAACCUCUCGUGCAGUGACGGCUCUCCUGAGGAAACCUGGUCACAUGGCUGCAGAGCGGGACCUCGGGCGGGUCACUCCUCGGCUCGGUGCCGACCCCUCCAGCGAUCCGCUGUCAUUGAUGUCGAGGCUCUGACCCGGAGCCAGUGCCUCCUUCGACUUCAUCUGGACGCCUGCUGGGGAUUGAACCCGAUGGCGGGCCAAAACUGAGGCCUGCAGAGAGCCUAAGCCCCGCCCCUUCCGGACGGUCCAUGGGCCCUCAGAGAUGAGAGUCACUUCCUGGUCCUCUGUGCCUCGCGCCCUGCGUCACACGCGCGCUGGGCCUCCCUCAGCGUUAAUGAUCAACAGUGAUGGGACUUUCCGCUGUGUUUUGAGGCGUCAUCCAUGUGCUGGUGGAAACACGUCACUACUUGGACUG
Messenger RNA from Synchiropus splendidus (mandarinfish), 7466 nucleotides. RefSeq names its product cytoskeleton associated protein 5 (gene ckap5). NCBI's taxonomy places the organism in Eukaryota, Metazoa, Chordata, Actinopteri, Syngnathiformes, Callionymidae. Gene Ontology annotation, cellular component: microtubule plus-end; centrosome; spindle pole. Gene Ontology annotation, biological process: centrosome duplication; mitotic spindle organization; establishment or maintenance of microtubule cytoskeleton polarity. Bases 480 to 6674 code for a protein of 2064 amino acids. Gene Ontology annotation, molecular function: microtubule plus-end binding; microtubule plus end polymerase activity. The record is from RefSeq and is a predicted model, not a curated record. The transcript has 44 exons.